GACCGAGGACGUAGAGCCACGCCCUCCGAUUUGCCAAGGACGUGACACGCGAGUGACGUAACAUAAAGCGAACCAUUACUUAACAACAAGCGUCUGGGACAAAAACUCAUGAGAACAUUGUAGCUGAUAAACACGCCGGGAAGAAAACGGUCAGGCGCAGUAUGGCUUUGAGAAGUGUGACUCGUCUGCUGUCCGGCACCCCAAAAUGUGCAGCUGUCAAUGUGUGCCGAGCCCAGAGUACAACUGCUACUGCCCCUCUCAAAGUUAAUGAUGCUGAAGAAGUCAGAAAGGCUGCCAAGAGAGCCAAGGUGCCAUUCAACUGGCGAGACGCUCUGGACUUGGAAGGUCAGCUGACAGAAGAGGAGGUGAUGAUCCGGGACUCGUUCCGCGACUACUGCCAAGAAAAACUCAUGUCCCGUAUCGUGAUGGCCAACAGACAUGAACAUUUCCACCGCGAGAUUGUCUCCGAGAUGGGAGAGUUGGGCGUCCUGGGCCCCACUAUUAAAGGUUACGGCUGUGCGGGAACGAGUUAUGUGGCCUACGGCUUGAUUGCCAGAGAGGUUGAAAGGGUGGACAGCGGCUAUCGCUCAGUCAUGAGCGUACAGUCCUCACUGGUCAUGCAUCCCAUCUACGCAUAUGGCACAGAAGCUCAGAAAGAGAAAUACCUACCCAGGCUUGCUCGUGGAGAAAUCCUGGGCUGUUUUGGCUUGACCGAGCCGAACCACGGCAGCGAUCCCAGCAGUAUGGAGACCAAGGCCACGUACAAUCCAUCCAGUGGGACCUUCUCUAUCAGCGGAGCCAAAACCUGGAUCACCAAUUCCCCUGCUGCAGACAUCGCGGUGGUCUGGGCAAAGUGCGAAGAUGGCAAGGUGCGCGGCUUCAUCCUUGAACGCGGAAUGAAAGGUUUGGCGACUCCGAAGAUUGAGGGCAAGUUCUCUCUGAGGGCCUCCGCUACUGGCAUGAUUUUAAUGGAUGAAGUGGAAGUUCCUGAAGAGAACCUUUUACCAAAUGUCUCUGGUCUUGCUGGUCCCUUCGGCUGCCUCAACAACGCUCGGUAUGGCAUCGCCUGGGGAGCUCUUGGAGCGGCGGAAUUCUGUUUCCAUGCAGCUAGACAAUACACUUUGGACAGAAUACAGUUUGGGGUGCCACUGGCGAGGAAUCAGCUGAUGCAGAAGAAGAUGGCUGACAUGUUGACAGAGAUCACCAUUGGCCUGCAGUCGUGUUUAUCCCUGGGAAGACUUAUUGACGACAAGAAAGCAGCUCCAGAAAUGAUUUCCAUGCUGAAGAGGAAUAGCUGUGGCAAAGCUUUAGAUGUCGCAAGACAAGCCCGGGACAUGUUGGGAGGCAACGGAAUUUCUGAUGAAUACCACAUCAUCCGUCAUGUCCUGAACCUAGAGGCUGUGAACACCUACGAAGGAACCCAUGACAUCCACGCCUUGAUCCUGGGCAGAGCUAUUACUGGACUCCAAUCGUUUACAGUUGAAAAGUAAAGUUUUCAGAGGAUUUUUGGGUGUGUAAUCUCGAGGUCUUUAUGGCCAUCUUAGCAAGUGCUUUGGUUUGUGGGAUAAUAUUACAAAUACAGAGUGUCCAAAAAGUGACUAGGGUGGUGGGUGGUAGUAGCAGGCCUUCCUCUGCACAGUUGGUCAAGAACACAUCCUGAUGAGAAACGUGCCUUGGGUACUAUAAACUACUCUGGGCACUGGAGCAGUGUGACAGCCAACAAGCUUCUUAAACUGGCCUUGAACUGCAUGUGGUCAAAACCUCUUGAGGGGCAGCAAUAUCGCAACGCUGCUCCAAUGUCAAUUAGUGAGUCAUGUAAAAUGGAUUAGAGAAACUGCAAAGAAGAUGUCAAACGCUGAUGGCCUCACAUCUGAUGAAAUGAUACCUGAAUGUAAAUGGACAACAAGGAAGUGUAUACUCUAUAACUGUACAAAAAUAAUGUCACACUGUAAACUAAGAGCUGCUUUUGUGUUCUUUUAAUACAACUUUAAAUAAUGCACAA
Messenger RNA from Hippocampus zosterae (dwarf seahorse), 2002 nucleotides. Its product is annotated as glutaryl-CoA dehydrogenase, mitochondrial-like. Gene Ontology annotation, molecular function: flavin adenine dinucleotide binding; glutaryl-CoA dehydrogenase activity; fatty-acyl-CoA binding. Gene Ontology annotation, cellular component: mitochondrial inner membrane. The transcript is spliced from 12 exons. The coding region runs from base 162 to 1490 and encodes 442 amino acids. Lineage: Eukaryota; Metazoa; Chordata; Actinopteri; Syngnathiformes; Syngnathidae. Gene Ontology annotation, biological process: fatty acid beta-oxidation using acyl-CoA dehydrogenase; fatty-acyl-CoA biosynthetic process. The record is from RefSeq and is a predicted model, not a curated record.